AAUGGAUUGCUUUUCCCAAUAUAAAGUAGCAUCGGUCCCAGAUAAACCAAGACAGAACACGAGAAAAGCAAGAGCAGAAAGGAGUGGGAGCAAUGGCAGUUUCAGUCCCCAUUUUAGCCACCAUCAUUUCUCUUCACCUCAUCGCCUUCGUCCUCGCCAUUGGCGCCGAACGCCGCCGUAGCGUCGCCGAGGUGGUGCCUGAUGAGUACGAUGAGCAAACCUACUGCGUUUACACCGCCGACGCAUCGACGGUAUACGGGUUGGUGGCUUUCGCUCUGCUGCUGAUCAGUCAAUUAGUGGUUAGCGGCGUCACCAGGUGUCUCUGCUUUGGCAAGGGCCUUCUCACCGGUACCUCCUCCGCCUGCUGCGCCGUCUUCUUCUUCGUUGUUUCCUGGGUAUGCUUUCUGGGAGCUGAGGCAUGCUUAUUGGCGGGGUCUGCAAAGAAUGCAUACCAUACCAAGUACCGGGGAAUAUUUAGUGCAGAUGAUUUAUCAUGUGCCACCCUCCGCAAAGGUGUCUUUGCUGCUGGAGCAGCGCUAACAUUGUUGUCACUUUUUGGGUCAAUCUUUUACUAUUGGGCACACUCCAAGGCUGAUACUGGUGGAUGGGAGAAGCAUCAAAAUGAAGGCCUUGUAUUGUCUACUUCUAGUUUUCCACAGCACCAGCAGCCUGCUGAAUUUAACAAGGCUUAGUUGUGGCUUUUGUCUCUCCAUGGUUUUGGUAACUUGUGCCCAAGGAUAUGGAUAGAUAAAACUCAUUGGUGCUGAAACUAUGGAAGUAAAUAUAUAUAUGUUAUGCAGUUGCAUAUCGAAGAUGAAUGCAUAGUAUUAAUUGAUAGUUGCUGCCUACUCUAGACUUUGGGACCUUACUUUUACCGACCAAAACUGGAUCUUCUCUACCUGUAUACGCUUAAUUCAGAAGAAUUGCACCUUUGGUCAGUUUUCUGGCAGGAUUCUUCUCCAGCUGGAUGAUUAGCAGUAGCGUAGAGUUUAAGAUGAUUUUGUUUGUUUUUAUUAGUGUCAUUGGGAUGGUGAAGGGCUUAUUCAUGUUUGUACUGGAAUUUUUGUAAUCCCACUAUUUCCCCUCUGUGGAUGUUUAAGAUUGCAAUCAUCUAUCCAUCUAUCUACAAUUGGCC
This is a messenger RNA of Rubroshorea leprosula, 1135 nucleotides long. Lineage: Eukaryota; Viridiplantae; Streptophyta; Magnoliopsida; Malvales; Dipterocarpaceae. The record is from the annotation of a GenBank genome assembly.